UCUCGACUGCUCUGGGAGGAGGAAGAGAAGGAGGAAGAGGAGGAGGAGGGGGAGGAAGAGGAGAAAGGCGCAGGGGUGGGAGCUGUCGCCGGAGCUGCCACAGCAAAAGUUCUCUCCCCUCCCCCUCGCCCUCCUCGCCGGGCCCGUGGGAAGGUCGGAGCUGCCGCCGCCUGCAGUCAGUGACCGCGCGCCUCGGCGCCAGCCCACGGAUAGAAGAGAAGAAUCAGUGACUUGGAAAUUUAGCCAAGUGAAGUGGCGGGAUGGGCUUAUACCUGACACAUUUUAUAGAGGCAUUGGAUGGCGCAAGUGACUGAGAGGAUCCCGAGAGUUUCUGGAGCCUGUGAAAGGUAGAAACUCAACCAUGAUUUCUCUCUCAACUCAACAGCAUUCCUUUCCUUGAAGUCUUCGUUUUUACUUCAGCCUCAGGCAGUUAUACUUAAGCAUGAACAUUGACGACAAACUGGAAGGAUUGUUUCUUAAAUGUGGCGGCAUAGACGAAAUGCAGUCUUCCAGGGCAAUGGUUGUAAUGGGUGGAGUGUCCGGCCAGUCCGCUGUGUCUGGAGAACUGCAGGAGUCAGUACUUCAAGAUCGAAGUUUGCCUCACCAGGAGAUCCUUGCUGCAGAUGAAGUGUUACAAGAGAGUGAAAUGAGACAGCAGGAUAUGAUAUCCCAUGAUGAACUCAUGGUCCACGAGGAGACAGUGAAGAAUGAUGAAGAGCAGAUUGACACCCACGAGCGGCUUCCUCAAGGACUGCAGUAUGCACUUAAUGUCCCUAUAAGUGUAAAGCAGGAAAUUACUUUUACUGAUGUAUCUGAGCAACUGAUGAGAGACAAAAAACAAGUCAGAGAGCCAGUAGACUUACAGAAAAAGAAGAAGCGGAAACAACGCUCUCCUGCAAAAAUCCUUACAAUAAAUGAGGAUGGAUCACUUGGUUUGAAAACCCCUAAAUCUCAUGUUUGUGAGCACUGCAAUGCUGCCUUUAGAACGAACUAUCACUUACAGAGACAUGUCUUCAUUCAUACAGGAGAAAAACCGUUUCAAUGUAGUCAAUGUGACAUGCGUUUCAUACAGAAGUACCUGCUUCAGAGACACGAGAAGAUCCAUACCGGUGAAAAACCAUUUCGCUGUGAUGAAUGUGGUAUGAGAUUCAUACAGAAAUAUCACAUGGAAAGGCACAAAAGAACUCACAGUGGAGAGAAGCCUUACCAGUGUGAAUACUGCUUACAGUAUUUUUCCAGAACAGAUCGUGUAUUGAAACAUAAACGUAUGUGCCAUGAAAAUCACGACAAAAAACUAAACAGAUGUGCCAUCAAAGGUGGCCUUCUGACAUCAGAGGAAGAUUCUGGCUUUUCUACAUCACCAAAAGAUAAUUCACUGCCAAAAAAGAAAAGGCAAAAGACUGAGAAGAAAUCGUCUGGGAUGGACAAAGAGAGUGUAUUGGACAAAUCUGACCUGAAGAAAGACAAAAAUGAUUAUCUGCCUCUCUACUCCUCCAGCACUAAAGUAAAGGAUGAGUACAUGGUGGCAGAGUACGCUGUUGAAAUGCCCCAUUCUUCAGUGGGAGGGUCCCACUUAGAAGAUGCAUCUGGAGAAAUACACCCACCCAAGUUGGUUCUCAAAAAAAUCAAUAGUAAGAGAAGUCUGAAACAGCCCCUGGAGCAAAGUCAAACCAUUUCACCAUUAUCCACUUAUGAAGACAGCAAAGUUUCCAAGUAUGCAUUUGAACUUGUGGAUAAGCAGGCAUUACUGGACUCAGAAGGCAGUGCUGACAUCGAUCAAGUGGAUAACUUGCAGGAGGGGCCCAGCAAGCCUGUGCACAGCAGUACUAAUUACGACGAUGCCAUGCAGUUUCUGAAGAAGAAGCGGUAUCUUCAAGCCGCAAGUAACAACAGCAGGGAGUACGCACUGAAUGUGGGCACUAUAGCUUCUCAGCCUUCUGUGACACAAGCAGCCGUGGCCAGUGUCAUAGAUGAAAGCACCACAGCAUCCAUACUGGAUUCCCAGGCACUGAAUGUGGAGAUUAAGAGCAAUCAUGACAAAAAUGUUAUUCCAGAUGAGGUUCUGCAGACUCUGCUGGAUCAUUAUUCCCACAAAGCUAAUGGACAGCAUGAGAUUUCCUUCAGCGUUGCAGAUACCGAAGUGACUUCUAGUAUAUCAAUCAAUUCUUCCGAUGUACCUGAAGUCACCCAGUCAGAGAAUGUUGGAUCAAGCUCCCAAGCAUCCUCAUCAGAUAAAGCUAACAUGUUGCAGGAAUAUUCCAAGUUUCUGCAGCAGGCUUUGGACAGAACUAGCCAAAACGAUGCCUAUUUGAAUAGCCCGAGCCUUAACUUUGUGACUGACAACCAGACCCUUCCAAAUCCGCCAGCGUUCUCUUCCAUAGACAAGCAAGUCUAUGCAGCCAUGCCCAUCAAUAGCUUUCGAUCAGGAAUGAAUUCUCCACUAAGAACAACUCCAGAUAAGUCCCACUUUGGACUAAUAGUCGGGGACGCACAGCACCCGUUUCCCUUUUCAGGUGACGAGACAAACCAUGCCUCUGCCACGUCAACAGCAGACUUUUUGGAUCAAGUAACUUCUCAGAAGAAAGCUGAGGCACAGCCUGUCCACCAGGCUUACCAAAUGAGCUCCUUUGAACAGCCCUUCCGUGCUCCAUAUCAUGGAUCCAGAGCUGGAAUAGCAACUCAAUUUAGCACUGCCAAUGGACAGGUGAACCUUCGGGGACCAGGGACAAGUGCUGAAUUUUCAGAAUUUCCCUUGGUGAAUGUAAAUGAUAAUAGAGCUGGGAUGACAUCUUCACCAGAUGCCACAACUGGCCAGACUUUUGGCUAAAAAAAAAAAAAUGUGUAAAUAAUGCUGGCACUUUAGAACAGAUUAACAGAGAGUGGGGUUACUCUGUAAAAUGGAGUGCUGUACAGAUCUAAGAGCAGUGCGUUCAUAGCAAGCUGAUAAGAAUAGCAAGAUAAUCCAAUAACCGCAUUUCGUUUGGUUAGUCCGCAUUCCUUGAACUGCCUUAUGUGUCGUCACCAUUAGAGAAGCAAUGCAUUACCUGUUUUAGAUCAGAACCUUGCUAUUCACCCACACCAAGAUAAAAGAAAAAAAGACUUUCGCACAAUUGUUUCCUAACUGAUAACAUUGUACAUUCUUAGGAGCCUAGUAAUUGUGUGAAACUUCAUCAUACUGUUUCUGAGUUUUUCAGCAUAGUAUUGCACUUCAGCAGGGAAUCCGAGGAUACGUCACAGACAGUGAACUUAAAGUUUCAAUGUCAAGAGAUUAUGGCUUAAAUAAGUAGUUUGUCCUAUAGGGGGGAAUAAAAAGAAACCACCUUUAAAAAUGAUAUGCCAUAUACCCUUGGUUUUCAUUUUGCAUUAUAUUGACAUGUUUUUUUUUUUUUUUGAAGAAAAAGUAAUAAAAAUCUGAUAGUCUAAGACUCCACUAUUUAAAAGCCUAAUUACUUUUAAAGUAUGCAUACUUUCAAAACUUUUACCAAAACACACAACUGUUAAACAUUCACUUCUCUAUGGAAGUAUGCAUAUUGGUGUCAGUUUCUUUGUACAGGUAAACUUAGAUAUUUUUUAUGAUUUUUCAUGUGCAAGUAUCAAGGUUUGAAGUUUUAGUAAAAAAAAAAAAUAUUCUGUAGAUUACAUUCCCAAGAAAAUAAUGCUUACACAAAAUGUAUAUUCCACGUUUUAAAGCUGAAAUGUAUUUUAUUUUACACACUUCAGUUGACAUAGAGCACUUAGAAUUAAUCUGGUAUUUUUGAUUUCUCAAAGUUAAAAUCAUAGAUUUUUUUUUUUUUUAGGUUUGAUAUGGUUGUGUCAUAAUCAUCUCGUAAUUGACAAUUUUGCUUUUUGGCAAUAAAAGAAAGUUGGGAUAUCUUUGGACUGUAAAACCUGGUUUAAUUCUUCUCUUUCUGGACUCUUGAUAGAUUGGAUAAUUGAACAGUAUCCCAAGAAACUAAAGAUAUGGGCAUUUUAAUUGCUUAAGUUACAUUUAAGUGAAUACUGCUCACGACAGUUUUACAAAGCAGAAGUGCUUACUGAUUCCAGUAACUGCAAUUUCUUUUCAGCUUAGAUGAGUGAUGGGAAAUUUUUUGUUGCAUUUCAAAAUCUAAAUAAACUACAGACUUUAUCCUUAUACCACGAAUGUUUUUUUAUAUAUGUAUACUUUGUCUUAAAAUAAUACAGCAUGUUACGAUAAAUAGUGCUUUUAUAUAUAUAUAUAUAUAUAUACUUUUAUGAAGAAUGAUGGUUUGAGUUACACAUUGGACAGUUUUAAUUUUUGGAGACUAACAUUCGUUACAUUGGCUCUACAUCUCUUUUAUUUGUUCUACCUUUUUGGGUUUUGUACUUUGCAUUUCUGCCAUCUUUAUCACAGUGCACCAGUGAUGAUCUGAAACCAGUACCCUUGGGAGAUGACACUUUUGUUAACUUCCAUUUGACUUUGCUGUUGACCCUGUAGAUCUGCGUGCUUUGUUUCAGUGUUGAGUAUUUUAUCCAUUUAAAUUAUUUUUCUUUUAUUUAAUGUUAUCCCAGGACUGUUCUCAUAAAGAAGGGAACAAAGAAAUAUCCUCCCCCAGUAUUCUUCACUUGCAAUCCUUUACUCAUUUAUUUUUUAAAAUGUUAGUAUUUUUAUGACAAGGAAUAUAAGUUAUGUUUAAUAUGGUUUCCUCUACACUUUGUUAUGAAACUUAGCUUGAAAUCAUAACUUUCCCAUUUGACAGCUUUGCUGUCAGAUCUUCAAGAACUUUAGACUUCUUUGAAGUAAGUUCUGCCAUUGUUGAUCUGGAGACUGAUGUGUGUCUGUGGCGCAUCACAUAACCACAGGAACGCUUCAUCAGAUGAGGUGAUAGACCCUGUGCACCCUAAAUGGGUGCUUGUAGUUUCCUCAUACUGCUUUUGAUAAGAGCAGAUACUUAUUUUCUAAGUUGAGCCUGAUUAAAAACACAUUGUGGUUCCACAGAGCACUUGAUGCAUUUCUUGUACAGUGUAAGGGUCUGUUUUUAACAUCACCAGCACAGUUUUAAGAAUGUGACGGUUGCUGAGCGGUUCAGGUCAGCUUAGGAAGAAAAGCCUUUGAAAAUAGAAGUUCUGUAAACAGAAUUUCAGGUGUUGCAUUCCUGUCUUAAAUACAUUUCUUUAAAUCCACACAAUGGCAGACUUUUCUACCAGGUUGUAAGCAUUUGAGAUAACUGCUAGCCAGCAUAACUUACUGACUUACCAGUUAAGUAUAGUCAUCACUUACUGUGAAAUUCCAGAUGCCUGCCAGGCUCAGCUUGUAUCUUCAUCCUACGAGAAACAUCUCAACAGGCUGGCUUUCCCCGUGUUGGUUUAGAAAGCUUUCCUACCUGGCAUUAGAGAAAGAGAGUGGCCUUGUGUGCUGCUCUGGACAGAUCCCUGGAGGAUAUGAGUUCACACUUCUCACUUCUUCUCGAAGUAUAGCUCUACCACCCUUCAGCGUCUGCUCACCGUUAGCCUGUCAGUCUGGGCCCACUAGACAAGACAGGAGCUCUCCAACAUCCAGAAGCAUUGUUCCUGUUUGAGCUUCAGUUCUUACUGCACUUGUAUUUAAAUGGGUUUGGGAUAGCUGAGUAGCUCCUACGGUUUUUUAUUUUUGUGGAUCUACAGUGUGCAUAUGCUACCUAGUCAGGUAGGAAUCCACCAUCUUAGCUCUGACUCAGGGUGCCAGCAAUGGGUCAUUUUAUCUCUUAAGAGGUAGAAGAGGCCUUGUGCUCAGGGCAAGCUUUCAUUCCCACAGGUGAGGGACACUUGCAAAGUGCCAGCGAGGUUAGAUCUUUUGCCACUUCUUUGAUUUUUAUUAAUUUGGGCUUUUAAAGGGCUGUUUAAAAAACAAAAACAAAACAAAAAAAACAAAAAACAAAAAAAACAAAUACAAAAGAGGCCGGGAUCCUCUGAGUAGGCAUGCUGCAUACCGAGCUCCCUAGAACCUUUAAGCUAGAGUUCAUCUUUUUUCAGUGUAUUUACUUGAAGACGCACUAUUAUAAUCAGUGAGAAUCUAUUUGAGUCUGCAAUUUAAUUUAAACCUUUUCCGUUUCAAAUUGCUUUAUUUCAGGGAAAUAAUUUUCCAGUUGUUUUUGCUAUAUUCUGCAAAUAAAAACCGUGUGUUUCCUUUUUCCACCUAGACUUUGGUAGGAAACAGACUAAAGCAGACAAACAUUUCUUGUUGUGUUUGUUGCUUUCUUUAAUCCAAUGGAUAAAAAAAAGUAAAACCCUGUAAACAUUAUUUUAUUUUUUUAUGCAAUACCAUGCUGUAAAUAGGGUUCAUCGAGUAAGGAUGCACCUACCUAUGAUUGAACCUUUGAUUCUGCACAGUUAGAGUUUAUAUAUAAACGUGUCUUGACAAUCAAGGACUUGAUGUGAGUCUUCCUUUAUGAUGUUUAUUAAUGUUAUGCAUUCCAUUUGUUUGAAGUGAGUACCAAUGUGCUAAUUUGUAUUGUCUGAAAGUAUGUAAUGUUUUUACAGCUUGUUUUUAAGACUCUGUAAAUAUGUACAAACCAGCCACAGUACCGCUGUAUGUUAGAAGGCGUGUGACGUUGUCCUGUAUGUAAGCAAUAAUACAUAGCAGUGCUAACUUUACAAGUAGCAUCAGGAACGUUCUAGAGAAACAUUUCAGAGUUAUUAGUUACCCUUAUUUCAUCUAAUAAUGAUUAGCUUUAAUCAGUUUUUAUAAGCAAAUUCCAUUGUUCCUCCUGUUGGAACGUAACACUGUUUACACAGCAUAAUUGACGUUGCAGGGGAGACAGGCUAGAUCUGGCUUCGUCUGUGCUCACUCUCACUAAGCAUUGAAUGGCCUUACCACUCUUGUGCAAAGAUGGAGGAAGACCGCAGAACUUAGUGCCCAUCACACUGAAGGAAGGGAUGUGUUUUAUUUUUUGUUUUUGUUUUUUUGUUUUCCCUGCUUCUGCACUGCUACCUAACUGUGGAUUGCUUUGGGUUUUAGUAUGUGUUUCUGUUCUAGAUUCAAGCCCGUAAGUGUUGAGGUAACUUCAGUUCAUUUGUGAAGUAGAUAGAUUGCUUCAUAUUUCAUAGCUACAUUUCAAUGAUUCUAAACUUUCUACUUUGAUUUUUAGAUACUUAUUUUUCAAGCUUGAUUUCUCAGCUGACCAGAUGAAUUUACUCAACUUCAAUACAAAGAAAGAGAAACCUUUAGCUUGAAGUGAGUAGAUCUUACACUGUACAGAGCAGCUCUCUGAACACCCAUCACUGCUUUAGAGACGAAGCCGCCAAUUUAUAAAUGAUUAUGACCUACAUUUUAUAGGGAAAAUGUUUUUAAUGCUAGUCAUUUAUAUAAUGUGCUUUGAAGGAUUUGCUAGCCCACUCCUGUCACUUUUUCGUACACUGGUACCUUUUCUAUGUAAUGUAUGCUUUUUAUUAUUGUAGCAAAGCAUUUCAGUAGAAAGAAUUUUGCAACAAUAUGGGGGAAAUUUUUCAUUGUCGGGUUUGAAUUAUACUGGAUUUUAUCUGUCUAGUCUUACUUGUCUUUAUUUUAAUGCUGUCUGGAAGGGACCUUGGUACCCAAAUAAAGCAGGUUAACCUCAUUGCUUCAAGGGCAUACUGUGUAGUGCUGAGUUUCACCUGGAAAUCUGAUGACUUUGAAAAGAAAAACAGUUUAUAAAAAUUGUACAGAAGAAAUUAAAUGUGUGAUGGAAAUCCUGAUGAUGGAGCACGUUGGAUUUUCUGAGACAUAGUGUUAUUUUCCUGAAGUCCCUUAUGCCUUCUUUGUAUUCCAACCAAUAAAAGAAAACCUUGUUGUUGAAGGUGGUAGGCUGCUAGGAUAUUCUGAUUACACAGUAUUGCUUUUCCUGUCCUGGUCUCGGCCCCUCUCAAUCGCUGUAAACUUUUUAUUUUCUAUUUCCUAUUGCUAAUUAAACAUGUAUAUAAUGUAGAGGCUGUUGUAUAGAACUGAAUGAAGUGGGUUGCUAUGCUUGAAUGGGUAGCUACAUGGAAAUAUUUGAUGGAUACUGAGAAUUCCUAAGAUGCCAGAGUAAAUUUACGUGGGAAAGGGGGUGUCUUUUCUUGGGAAGGCCACAGCAGAUGGUUCCUGCACCCCUAGGGGGUCAUUGGGAGAUCAGCUGCAAACUCAGUAUCAGACACAAAGUGGGGCUUUCCUUCCCUUCCCUCAAAAUAUGAGCACUAAAUUUCAGAAGUCUACUCAGGUGAAAUUGCUUUGCAGUGAAACUUAACCACAUUGAAAUUUUCACUGUUAAAUACUAUAUUUGUGAUAUUUUUAAAUACAAACUUUUACACUGCAGUCAGCAGCCUAAUGAUUGAAAUUUAGCCAAGAUAUUUUAAAAUAAUAGUUAUCCUCCAUGUAUAAUUGUUUUUAAACAAUUGGGAGGAUUUUUCUGUUGAAAGUUUUUUUAUCAUCAUUGUUUAAAAAAAAAAAACAUCUUGCUUGAGCCCCAUUUUAUACCAUGAGUGAGUCACUGAGCCAUUCGAAUGCAGUGGCGGCUUGUUUGAUCCCUGGUCACGGGACAUGAACUGACAUUACAAGGUUUAAUGAGUUCAUAGCUUUCAGCACAGUCGUCACAGUUCACCUCGCCUCUCGGAGUUUAUAAUACUGUUUUGUGUAUUGUGAUACUAAAGGAAGUUGUUUUACUUUAUUUUAAACUGAAUUAUUAGAUUAACUUAUAUUUGCAAAUUCUGCAUUUUAAAUGUGGACACUUGGCUGUUUGAAAAUAAAAUACAGAAUACAAGUUUUAUGAAUAAUUUUUUAGCUGAAUUUUUCACAGUACUUCAAACCAAAUAACUACUGGUAAAUAUGCAAAAAAGUAUGGUACAUAGUUAUCCUAGAGGAAAGGAUGUCCGUGUGGAAUUAAUAGUUCCAUAGGUUGAGUAAAUAUCAGGGCCUUUACUGUAGAUUGCUGUGGUAUGUUACUAGUUCUAAGAUCAAGUCAGCUGUUAACUGUCAUUAACUAUUUCAGACUUGAACCAUGUUGAAGCAUAGGGCUAAGAAUAUAUACGGCUUUUCCUUUACAGAUAAGAUUCCAUUAACCUUUCAUCAGUAGCAUACAUGGUUUGUUUGGUUUUUCCUCCCUCCAUUAGUGUAGAUAGACCUGUUUCCAUCCACCAGCCACCUUGCCAGGACCUUGUCUUCUGACAGUGGGAUGCGUUGUAAAAAAGCAGUUUGCAGUUGAGAGUGCUGCCUCCAUUCGUGGGACAAAUGUCAAUUAAUUGGCCCUUGCAGAAGUCAGUGCUCAGACCCUGGCUUAUUGGCAUGGUGCUGUAACCAACUGUACGUAAUGCUACCACUGAUGCUCUACUAUUCAUUUCCUAGAUCCCGGUUCUUGAGUGAUUUGGCUUGGUGGGGAGAGGGAUGGGGAGAUAUUCUACCUGACACUUCUCCCACCUUCUGAAGAUUCUAUGAAAAAAAUAAAAUUGAAGUCACUUGAA
Grammomys surdaster is the source of this 9408-nucleotide messenger RNA. RefSeq names its product zinc finger protein 148 (gene Znf148). NCBI's taxonomy places the organism in Eukaryota, Metazoa, Chordata, Mammalia, Rodentia, Muridae. The coding region runs from base 443 to 2827 and encodes 794 amino acids. Gene Ontology annotation, biological process: regulation of transcription by RNA polymerase II. The record is from RefSeq and is a predicted model, not a curated record. The transcript is spliced from 9 exons. Gene Ontology annotation, molecular function: RNA polymerase II cis-regulatory region sequence-specific DNA binding; DNA-binding transcription factor activity, RNA polymerase II-specific.